AAAACACAACUCCAUUUUUAUCACAUCGAGUGCGAGAAGAAUGGGGAGUGAAGGUGAAGUAGAAAACAAAAAAUGGCGUUACACAUGGGAAGCACAAUCACACACACCAAACCUCCGUUUACUCCUUUUCCCAUUCCCAAUCUCCAAAACCCUAAUCCCUUCUCACAAUCUUACCGUUCAUCUUCAUUCUCCACCCACUUUCCUCAACCUCACCUCCACCACCACCACCACCGACCUCUUCUUUAGGGUUCCGAUUCCCAAUGUACUACUCGACGCCGACUUCCCUCCCACCGUUCGAUCAUUCACCGAUCACAUCGAAGUCAAAUUGCUUCUCUUACUUCCCGUCGACCACCCUGUUCUCUCCGCACUUCAUCAAACCUCGCCGCUUCCUCAACCUUUCUCAAUGGAUUAUGAUGUGGAUAAAUUAUCUUCUGCUGGAGAAGUUGAAUUUGUUUGUAGAAGUUGCCACUACGGUUUGACCAAAAAACCUAUCAGGAAUUUUGUUGAAAUGCCAUCGGCAAAUUGGAGGGAGAUCGCUGACAAUUGGUUUGGGACUUGUUGCUGUUCAUUUGGAGGUAUAAGUGAGAAGCUGGUGACGAGGUAUGUGAAUUCUUACACGUGUGCACAAGGAAUGUGCCUAUUGAGUUCUACAUCUGUCACUUUUUGCAAGGAUGAUCUUGUGGAAAGUGAAUUUCCUGAACGGUGUGGACAGGUGCAUGAGUGUAGUUAUGUAGCCGAUGCUGUUAGCGAAGACACUGGAAAUUUUGGGCUGAAUGAGGAAAGAACUUCAACCUGCAGUGAUGCUGGUGAAGCGAACGGUGCUUUCGAUGAAAAUGCUACGGUUGCCCAUCAUGUGAAUGGACAGCUUUCUGUGAAUUCCAAUGAAGUUGCUAACAAUGAACUUGAUUGCAGUGACUUCGCUCGUAUACGUCUAGAUUUGAAUGACAAUAAAGAUGUGACCAACAUUCAUAGUUGUUGUGCUCAUACGACAAGCACUCUGGUAGAGGAAGAUGGUGAACAUCAUUUAUCUACAAACGCUAGGAAGAUUGAAACUGUGGAAAUGGUGGGGAAUCAGAAGACUUUCCUUAAUGGUUUUCUUGAAGAUGUUUUCAUGGCUAGAUCAUCAAAUCUUUCAAAGGAUAUUUAUUGGCAUGAAUUUACAUGCCCGCAAUGCACUACUGUCCUUGGAGCCUACCCAUGUUGUGAGGGUUGUGCGCCUGUAGAUGGAGGAGUACGAUUGUUCAAAUGUUACAUUUCAACCUGUGUGCCAGUUUUAGAAUCAGGAGACAUUUUCAGCAAGUACACAGUGGAGAAAAUGUUUGCAAAUCGAUUGACAGAGUGUGCAAACGAUGAGUCAACAUUUCGGUUUGUUAUUAGAGAUCUGACAACCAAAUAUCCUGUCCUGCAAAUCAUUCUUUUAAAUCCAGAUACUUGGUCUUGUUCUGGUGAUUGCACUAGAGCAGAGGACAAAGACCCAGCUCUUAAAUUACAGCUACGACCGGUCAUCAAGGUCCUUUUUUCUGACUCCAAAGCUGCAACAGAAUCUCAAUUAAGGAUGAUAGAGGAAUGGGCAGCUAAGAAUUCAGCUGAAGACAUUUUCAUGCUAACUUAUCAAAUACAAGACCUGGUGGAUUCAUUGAUGUCAGCAAAAGAUUCAUAUCCACCUUCAUGUGCUUCCCUUCAUGGUUUAAUUUUGUCAUCGUUGCAACGUUAGUAAGAUACGACUCAACAACUCAUUUGGUAACCAAAACCAAAAGUGACCAACCAAUCAAGCUUAACUUGGCUCCUAUUAAUUUUCUGUAUUUUUUAAAAGAAAAAAGUUAGAUAGGUUAACUUGGCAGAAUAGGAGCCAAAAUGAACUUGACAGAAUAGGAGCCAAAAUCAAUUUGAUGAUAUUGAAGAUUGGAUAGAGCGACUGGUCUUAAUUUUUCUUCUUCGAGCAUUAUAUAACAUCACACUUUUUUGUAGUUGUCGAUCUUAGUAUGAUUAAAAACAUUACAUUGUAAUAAGAUUUUAAAAAAUUAUAUUAAGAUUGGUAUCCUAAAUGCAUGUACUUAGUUUCCUCUUAAACCGAAGUGUAUUCUUAAUCAAUUUCUGAAAGGUCAUUUCAACCGUCU
Medicago truncatula (barrel medic) is the source of this 2117-nucleotide messenger RNA. RefSeq lists its product as uncharacterized. Gene Ontology annotation, cellular component: ubiquitin ligase complex; cytosol; nucleus. The transcript is spliced from 5 exons. Bases 41 to 1714 code for a protein of 557 amino acids. The record is from RefSeq and is a predicted model, not a curated record. NCBI's taxonomy places the organism in Eukaryota, Viridiplantae, Streptophyta, Magnoliopsida, Fabales, Fabaceae. Gene Ontology annotation, biological process: proteasome-mediated ubiquitin-dependent protein catabolic process; protein monoubiquitination; protein polyubiquitination. Gene Ontology annotation, molecular function: cyclin binding; ubiquitin conjugating enzyme binding; ubiquitin protein ligase activity.